Molecule: messenger RNA, 729 nt
Organism: Trichomonas vaginalis G3
Lineage: Eukaryota; Parabasalia; Trichomonadida; Trichomonadidae
Product: glycine-rich protein family
Exons: 1
Coding region: 1-729 (242 amino acids)
Source: RefSeq, a predicted model, not a curated record
AUGUUUAAAGGUGGUUAUGGUGGCGGAGGUUCUGCUUUUAGUUUCUAUGAUACUAAUCUAAGUUAUGGUUCGGGAAGUGGUGGUGGUCAAACCGCUGUCAAAUUCCUGUCAAAUGACCUUUGGCAUCGUGUGAUUGUAGCUGGCGCUGGGGGUGGUUCUGAUAAUUAUUAUUAUAUUGAUGCAUAUAAUACCAACGAUGAUGGAUCAGGAGGAUCAGGCGGUGGCUUUACAGCCCAAGGGUACUGGGAAAAUGGGAUUUAUAAUUCAGCCAGGUUAGCUAAUUCAACAUUCGGUUUUACAUUUGGAUCCGGAGAAUCAGCUCAAAAAGACAAAUCCAAAAAUCCUCAAGGAGUUCAAAGCGGAAUUGGUUAUUCUGAUAGACCAGGUGCCGGAAGCGGCUGGUUUGGUGGAUUUGCAGGUCUCAACGGAAACGGAGGUUCAGGAGGAGGAAGUUCAUGGGCACUCUCGAAGAAUGCAAUCAUCCCUCAAGGAAACAUUACAGCAACAGAUAGCUUUUACAACAUAAAUGAUAGUCGUCCAUAUUCAUUCAGUCUUGAUAAUGGAUAUCUUUUUAGUGAUGUCAAGACAUAUCCUGGCAUCUGGGAAGGCAACGGUCGUCUUAUUAUCACAAUUCUGGACAGCAUCAUCUAUCCUUCUUGUGUUUCUAUCAAUCGCUCACACUUUUCAUAUUUCCUUUUAUUUAUUUUAUUUUUCGAAACACAAUCAUAG